GGGGAAAGAGAGAGGGAUUUGUGAGGUAAGGGUUAUUUGAGGAAGGGGUUGACAAUGAGCCCUGUUAGCAGAGGAACAGUGGCAGCACAGUUUGUUUCGAGCCUGUGAAGGUUUAGAGGGUGCUGCCUGUCACUUUUCCUUCAAGCUCUCAGCUGGUCAGGCGCUGACCCUUCCUCCCAACAGAUGCUAGUCGUUGGACAGAAUCCCCAAGUUACUUCUUGUGUGAUUUAUUCACGGCCGGGACGAAUGUCUUCCUAUGCACCACUGUAAGUGGAACUUGAAGCCAGGCCUCCUCGCUCAGAUUAGGAACACAACCACUGUACCGCAAGAACCCCCUAUUCUUAAGUAUUGUGCAUAGCCUGGCAAAUUGACCAUCAACAAUUCUGAUAGAUGUAAAAGGCACCAUUAACAUAUUUGGAAGAAUACUGACAACAUUCCAGCAAUAAUACUGAAGACUUGUGCUCCAGAACUUGUCACUGUGCUAGCCAAGCAAAUUCCGUACACUAUAACAUUGUCAUCUAUUGGGCAAUGUGGAAAAUUGGCCAGCUCACCACCAUGGACAGUGCCACUGAGGGUUAUCAUUUUUACAUCGGGCUUGCUCUUGCCAUCAGUUCCAGCGUUUUCAUCGGAAACAGUUUCAUUCUGAAGAAGAAGGGGCUGCUACGCCUGGCCAGCAAGGGGGUGAUCAGAGCAGGUCAGGGUGGCCAUGCAUACCUCAAGGAAUGGUUGUGGUGGGCCGGGCUUCUCACAAUGGGUUUAGGAGAAGCUGCCAAUUUUGCUGCCUAUGUCUUUGCUCCAGCAACUCUGGUCACUCCGCUGGGAGCCCUUAGUGUCCUUGUGAGUGCUGUUUUAUCCUCUUAUUUUCUAAACGAGAGCCUUAACCUUCAUGGGAAGAUGGGCUGCAUCUUGAGUAUUUUGGGAUCGACAGUGAUGGUAAUCCAUGCCCCCCAAGAGGAGGAGGUUGGCACCUUGACUGAAAUGGUGGAAAAGCUCAAAGAUCCAGGUUUUAUUGUGUUUGCAGUAUGUGUCGUCACCAGCUGCCUGAUCCUCAUCACUGCAGUAGCCCCCCGCUAUGGGCAGAAGAAUGUGCUGGUCUACAUCCUGAUCUGUUCCAUCAUCGGCUCCCUCUCCGUCUCUUGUGUCAAGGGCCUGGGGAUCGCCAUCAAGGAAUUGUUUAUGGGUCGCCCUGUGCUGAUGCAGCCAGUGACCUGGAUCCUGCUAGGCUGCCUGAUAGUCUGUGUGAGCAUACAGAUUAAUUACUUAAACAAAGCCCUGGAUAUUUUCAACACCUCUAUUGUUACACCCAUCUACUAUGUCCUGUUCACCACUGCUGUCAUGACCUGUUCAGCCAUCCUGUUCAAGGAGUGGUAUCACAUGACCAUAGACAACAUUGUGGGCACGAUAAGUGGGUUUGUCAUCAUUGUUCUUGGGAUCUUCUUGCUCCAUGCCUUCAAGAACAUCAGCUUCACUCUUGGUACCCUACCCCCAUUCAUCAGGAAGAGUGAACCUGGCACCAUGUGGACCAAGAUGACACAGCAUCAGCAGUAUCCAGGUCUGCCAGAGCAAGAAACUGAAGUCCUCGUCUGCCCAAGUGAAGUUGGGAUUGUGCAUGGUUUCACCUGAGGCUGGAUCUCAAAUGAAACAGGGCUAAAUGGGCUAUCAAUGGAUAUGAUGGGCGAUGGAGUGAGUUCAGAACUUGCAAAAUUCUUCUGCAGAAAUCCAGUUCGGCAAUACUCACAGUUAAAGCCUGUGCCAUUUUCCCUUUUGUUAAUAUGAUUCUCUUCUUCCCUUAACUUGGGCCAUAAACCCUUUGCAGCUUGAUUCGGUGCUGUGUGAACUAAGUGGGAGUUUGGCCAACACCACUUCAUGUAAUUACAUUACUGUGCUUACUAAUAACUGACCCUGAAGGAGUGUUUGUUUCCUGGUACUAAAAGGCUAGGAAGAUGUAAAUAUGGCUAUUCAAAUUUGCGAAGGCUGGAGCAGUGGAAUCUCACUGCAGGAUUACCUCAUUCAUUCUAAAACUGUGCAAGACUCAAGUAUCAAAGUUCUGCAGACUAUACAGUUCCAUGACUCCUACACCUCACCUCUGAAAUACUGUAUCACAAAUACAAAUUUAACAGGGCAAGAAACAUUUUUAUUACUAUAUAUUAUAACAAAAGUAAUGCAUCAGUCAGCAGAGCACAAUGUCAGUCUAUUGUCUUUCACCAGCUGAAGAUACUACUUUCACAAUAUAUCCCACUAAAUUGGAAAAUGUGAGCCAACACCAGGUAGGAUAAUCAGCUUUGAGAAAUGCCACUGCUGUCAUGAUUUUUUGAUGCAAAUACACUGACAGUUUAUGUUAUUGUGAUCACGAACACCAGCCGUCACUAAUCAUCAGCAGGUCAGUAACCAUGCUCGUACAUUCCAGUAAAAGAUGGUCUGUCCCAAUACAAUCCAAACUCAGUAGAGAUUUCCGCUCAACGGCUAAAGGAGCUGGGGCUCUCCCCUUUAAGAGUCAAUACAAUAGAAAAUGUAAUCUGCACAGUAACUGUCCUGGAAGAGUUUGUUAGAAAAGAGGAGUUUCAGCUUCAACAUAUUAAGCACUCGUAGGGCAGAGACAGCAUGGGGUUAGAUACAGAAUGAAGCACCCUCUACGCUGAGCCUAUCAAACACUCGAGACUGGCACAAUAUGGGGUUAAUUAUAAAUGUAGAAGGAGCUUUACUUUGUAUUUAACACUGUGCUGACUCUAUACUAUGAUGGAGACACUGAAGAGGGAGGUUUACUCUGUAGUUUGUCAGCACUGCGAGUGUUUGAUUCUAACAUUGUAUCAUACUAAUAGAACAUGUUGUAUACUCGUUGCUGACACCUCCAUGACUGCAAUGACAUGUUUUCUGUCCCUCGAGCUGAGGACAAUGGUAGUGAUAUGACAUAAGCAGCUAUGAAACUGAGGGCGGUGAUGCUGUUCCAGAGGAUCACACCAACAAGUUAUUCCAACAGUUUGAUAAAACCAGGUCCUGACUGGAUAACUCACCUUGCACAGAGGAUGGGUAACUUUGUAGCUUCAUCCACUAAGUACAAAUUCCAUUGGAAGCUUGCAAAAGAUGCUCUUACCCUCUAAUCAUGUUAGCUCUAAGUGAAGACAUUGCAUGAAUAUGAUCAGAAGUUCAAGUUAGUGCCAUCGUCUUGUCACUUUGUUGAAAAUAGAGUAAAACAGCUCAUCUGUGCCUAAGUUCCAAAGUUGCUUCUGAUUGUUUUGUUUUGGAUUGGAUUGGGAUAUCUGGUCAGCAUGGAUGAGUUAGACCAAAGGGUCUGUUUCUAUGCUGUACUUCUGACUAAUUCCCAGCAACUGUAUUUAAUGUGCUAUGGCUGUGACAAUUCUGCAUUUACCUGCUUUAAGUUCCAAUAAUGCCUGCUAAAAUGUUUUUUUUAAAAUGAAAAUGGUUGGGGCAGCAGUUUCUCAACACAAUUUAAUGGGACUCUCCUGUUAUUUCAGUAGAACACUGCCUGAGGGGGUCUCUAAAGUAUUCAGUUUGUCCAGCUUGUCAGCAGAGUUUUUCAAUCUUUAUACUCAAGAUUGUGCGGUACGGAAUGAGGAGCACAGAAGACCCUCACCCCCCCCACCACGGGAAGAUCACAGAUACAGAACAUUGUGGGAAACUCAGACAUAGAUUUCCUGUCCCAUUCUCUGGCUGAAAAUCCUGUACUGUCACCAUGUGAAAAUCACAAUAUAGAUCCCUGUCCCAUUCUCCCAUUGUGAAAAUCACAGAUGUGGACCCCCCCAUCCCAGUCUCAUUGUGAAAAUCACAGACGCAAGCCCUCACUUUGUUCUGCUACCACGUGAAAAAUCAGAUAUGAAUUCCCCCCAACUUGUUUUCUGUGAAAAAUCAUGAAUCCCACUCUGAAUAGACAAUAUAUCUGGGACACCAGAUUUAAUUUUUCAUGCUGAAGACAGCACGUAGAUCAUACCCACUAUGUUUUAUUGUAUUGAGUGCAUGUUUGUGUUAAAAACGCCACCGUGCUUUAUUUCUGAUGGUAAGAUGAUCAUACAGAAGACUCCGUAUCAAGGACAUAAAAGCCCGAUUUAAGGUCCUUCCGAGAGCAGUCGGGGCUAACAGGUCCCAUAGAGCUGUGCCCCAGCAAUGCUGCCUGCCAAUUCUGCACUGUGCCUGACACGCACUGCGCCAUGUGUUGAGGCAAGUCUUUUGUGCCGCUGUUCCACAGUAUACUCCUGCUCACUCAGUCACUCAGACUCUCUGGUGACAUCCUGCUUUUUUGUGUCUGUUCCAGUCGAUUGAGGAUGAACUGGCUGGUGUCGAUAAAACGUUCCACACAGUUCACAAAGCAGGUUUCUGUUCUGCUGUCGAGCCGUGGGCCUGGUUUAUCCAUACACUUAUCCUGCCAAGGAAGAGGACAAUCAUCAACAGGUCAGGAAAUGAGGUGUUGGGACCUGAUCAAAUUCAACGUCAAAGGAAUCAGACGGAAAUGGGGAACAAUUCUGGCCAGUCGUGACUACUUUCAAACAGAGACAGAAUAAACUUGCUCAUUACAGUUACAUUAAAUAUCUGUAAGGAGGCAUUUUGGAA
This is a messenger RNA of Hemiscyllium ocellatum (epaulette shark), 4563 nucleotides long. RefSeq lists its product as uncharacterized. The transcript is spliced from 8 exons. The record is from RefSeq and is a predicted model, not a curated record. Bases 529 to 1623 code for a protein of 364 amino acids. Gene Ontology annotation, biological process: magnesium ion transport. Gene Ontology annotation, cellular component: membrane. NCBI's taxonomy places the organism in Eukaryota, Metazoa, Chordata, Chondrichthyes, Orectolobiformes, Hemiscylliidae. Gene Ontology annotation, molecular function: magnesium ion transmembrane transporter activity.